This is a messenger RNA of Theobroma cacao (cacao), 2047 nucleotides long. RefSeq names its product Protein kinase superfamily protein. Lineage: Eukaryota; Viridiplantae; Streptophyta; Magnoliopsida; Malvales; Malvaceae. Gene Ontology annotation, biological process: protein phosphorylation. The record is from RefSeq and is a predicted model, not a curated record. Gene Ontology annotation, molecular function: protein kinase activity; ATP binding.
CUCUCUCUCUCUCUGCCCCUAUUGAUAAUAGCUUCCGUGGUGUUGGUUUCUCUUCUUGCCAAUUGGAAUCGGUGCAUUGCCCUUCCCGGCGACCCCAUCUGAGAUUCGGUCAUACCCAGAUUGGAUCCUGACCUCUCUUUUUGCAACAUUGAUCCAGAUUUGUUCAUUUAGAAUUAGAAUGAGGUGAGAUGCCCCUAUCAGAAAUAGGAAAUAUAAUGUGACAUAGUGUUGUUAAAGCAAUGGGGAGAUAAAAUCCGAAUUCAGAAUAGUUUCAGAGUGUGGAUCGGAUUAAUGGGGAUUUGCUUUAGCAUUGAGGAACAGCUACACCAACAUCAACAUCACCAAUCUCUCAGCAAGGGUCCAGAUGGGGGACUUAAAUCUACUGCAUCUCCAACAAAACUAGAAAUGCAGGACUCUCCUGAAAUCAAAAAACCAAGCAUCAUUCCUUUGACAGCCAAGGAUGUCAAAGAUCUCCGGCAGAAUCCUGGAUAUAACAAUGUUGAUAUAUUCACUUAUGAGGAGAUGAGGUUGGUCACAAAGCAAUUCCGACCAGACUAUAUUCUUGGCGAGGGUGGCUUUGGGGUUGUUUAUAAAGGAGUAAUAGAUGAGAAUACGAGGCCUGGUUACAAGUCUAUGGCAGUUGCUGUUAAGGAGCUUAAUCCUGAUGGGUUCCAGGGUGACAGAGAAUGGCUGGCUGAAGUCAAUUAUCUCGGGCAACUCAGCCAUCCAAAUCUUGUGAAGCUCAUUGGAUACUGUUGUGAGGAUGAACAUCGGCUGCUGGUCUAUGAAUACAUGGCUAGUGGGAGCCUCGAAAAGCAUCUUUUUCGCAGAGUUGGUUGUAGUUUGACCUGGUCAAAAAGAAUGAAGAUUGCUUUAGAUGCAGCAAAAGGGCUUGCUUUUCUUCAUGGUGCAGAAAGACCUAUCAUAUACCGUGACUUCAAGACAUCAAACAUCUUGCUGGAUGCGGACUUUAAUGCAAAGCUGUCAGACUUUGGACUUGCAAAGGAUGGGCCAAUGGGAGACCAGACCCAUGUGUCAACACGAGUGAUGGGCACAUAUGGAUAUGCUGCUCCUGAAUAUGUAAUGACUGGCCAUUUAACGGCAAGAAGUGAUGUUUAUGGAUUUGGAGUAGUGUUACUUGAGAUGCUCCUUGGAAGGAGAGCAAUGGACAAGAGUAGGCCUAGCCGAGAACAUAACCUGGUUGAUUGGGCUCGUCCCCUCUUGAACCAUAAUAAGAAGCUUAUGAGGAUCUUAGACCCUAGAAUGGAAGGUCAGUACUCAGCUAGAACUGCAAUGAAGGUAGCCAAUUUGGCAUAUCAAUGCCUUAGCCAAAACCCAAAAGGGAGACCUCUCAUGAGCCAGGUGGUUGAAUUACUUGAGACUUUUCAGACAAAGGAGGUCAGUAAUGAAGAGGCAAUGCUUCACACUGGGGCCAGUGGCAUAACCCUUUAUGAAGCUCCCAGUAAUUGCCCCCACACUCCUGCGAAAAAGAGCAAUCCUGCCAGAAGUGAAAGUCACAGAGAAGGGGACGCACACAGAAGGAAACCAGGAAAUGGAAGAAGCAAGAGUGAACCUCCCAAAGAGUGUGACCUUUAUGAUCCGCCUCAUUUUGAAGCUGAAGAUAAAUCUGAAUCUAACAGAGGUUGAACCUGUAGCAAAAAUGAGUGGAAAGUUAAAAACUGUUUAAAAGAUUCACCAACAGAUCUAUCAAUUUGGUGUUCAGAGCUGCCACUUGCUCUUCCCCUUGUGGUGGAAUAUUAAGUAUUUGGUGUAUUUAUAAAUUUUAAGUGUCAACCAUGUGCCUGUAUCCAGUAUUCUUACGCUCUAGCAGCUCUUUCCAUUUUGAAAUAGUGGGGAAGAAGGUAAGCAACUGUUGUAAACUGGUCAUUAUGUGCAGCUUUGAAAGAACAGUAACUUGGACAAUCACAGUCCAAUCUUCUGUUGCAUUUGUUAAUUCAUGUGCUAGCUGAGCACUUGUAAGUUUUGUCUGCAUAACAUUGAAACUUUUGUGAAUGAAGUUGCAAGUUUCAAUUUUUGUUUUCCUUAA